AUGAACAACACAGUUAUGGGACCAUAUUCUCGAACAAGACCAUGUGCUCCGAAGCCAUGUCCUGAUGGCUCGAAUGCCUGUGCUGAGGGAUAUUCACUCUACCCCAACUCCAAACUCAAUCAAGUUCUCUGUGGAAAUGUGUCUCUGCCGAGUGACUAUGUGAUGCCAAAGUGUCGAAUCACAAAAGUCCUCGCACACUGUGCUUUUCCAAAUCUUGGCAUUUGGAGUGGCUGGAAAUCGAUGGCACCAUGCACGGCAACCUGUGGACUCAACGGAAUGGUCACUCAGAACAGAACUUGCUUGUCUCAAAGCAAAGGCCACAAAUGCACCGGCUCCUCAACAAGAACGAUUCAUUGUCCCAAACUCGCCUGUCCAGGAGAUGUGUGUGCAUUGGACACAAAAGCGGUGACGAAUCUUGUGACUGGCAAAAGGCUUUGCGGUGUCGGCCUGCCCCAGGAUCCCGUUUUGCAAAUGCCCUUAUGCACGACAACAACCAAAAAGGCUACGACAAGGGCCACAACGAAGACAACGAAGAAGCCGACCACAAAGACCCCAGCUCUACCGUGCUUCACUCAUUAUGCCUCAUCCACAAAAUAUGCGAAUUGUGCCGCUGUUGGUGCUGGCUUCAAAGCUGUUGGUGGAUCGUGUUACAAGGCAAUUUAUGUGAAUGCCGAUUAUGCUGGAGCAAGAGCCAAAUGUAAGGCUGCUCAUGUGGAUGCGGACUUGGCCACGAUUCGAUGUGAUGCGGAGAACACGGGAGCUUCUGGUGUUGUGUCGGCUGCUCUGAAGACUCAAUGUUUAUCGUUUGGAGAGUUCUUCCACAGUCAACUGUUGUUGGGAAUCAAUAAUGUGACAAGAACUAGUGGAAUUUCCUGGACGAAUGGAGCCAAUACGACUUAUCGGUUUCACAUUUACGAGUGCUUUUUG
Messenger RNA from Mesorhabditis belari, 927 nucleotides. The record is from the annotation of a GenBank genome assembly. Lineage: Eukaryota; Metazoa; Nematoda; Chromadorea; Rhabditida; Rhabditidae.